Cuscuta campestris is the source of this 1087-nucleotide messenger RNA. Lineage: Eukaryota; Viridiplantae; Streptophyta; Magnoliopsida; Solanales; Convolvulaceae. The record is from the annotation of a GenBank genome assembly.
CUGAGUCCAAUGUUCUAAAAGAUGAGAAUAAUUUGGGCUGAGAGUAGGCAGCCAGAGAGAGGGCCGCGUUAUCCGUCUGUACCUCACUCUUUAGUGGACUCAAUCGAUUCCUCUCGCUGCCAUGGAGGUUCUCUCCUCCGCCGUCCGCUACUGGCUACUGGACCACCCAGAAAUCAGCCAAUACGAGUGGAAACACGGCCACUUCACAUUGGGCUCCUCUCCCCAAUUCCUCGCCGUCGCCGUGAUUUCCUAUCUCGCCGUCACUCUCGCUCUCCGCCGAUUUCACUUCCUCCCGCCCCUCUCCACCGCCUCCCUCCGCCUCAUCACCGCCGCGCACAGCCUCACCAUGUGCCUUCUCUCCCUCGUCAUGGCCGUCGGCUGCUCCCUCUCCGUCCUCCACCAGAUCCCCGAUCGCGGCUGGAGAUGGGCGAUCUGCUUCCCGGCCGGCCGCACCCCGCCGCGCGGGCCCACUUUCUUCUGGGCCCACGUCUUCUACCUCUCCAAGAUUCUCGAGUUCGGCGACACCCUCCUGAUCUUCCUCAGCGGGUCCCGCUCCCGCCGGCUGACCUUCCUCCACGUCUACCACCACGCCGUGGUGGUGGUGAUGUGCUACCUCUGGCUGUCGACGGCCCAGACACUGUUCCCCGUCGCGCUCGUCACCAACGCCUCCGUCCACGUGCUAAUGUACGCCUACUACCUAAUGUGCGCCCUGGGCCACCGCCCGCGGUGGAAGAGGCUGGUCACCGACUGUCAGAUCAUCCAAUUCGUCUUUAGCUUCCUCAUUUCAGGGGCGAUGCUUUAUUAUCAUUUCACCGGGUCGGGUUGCUCCGGGAUUUCGGGCUGGUGCUUCAAUGCCGUUUUCAAUGCUUCCCUUCUGGCUCUGUUCCUUGACUUCCAUUCCAAGAACUAUCAUGCCAAGAAGAACAAGCAAUUCUGAUUCAAAAGCUCUCAACUUUUUGAAGCAAUGUGAAAUUUUACUCGAUUUGUUGUUGUUCUAUAUUUAAACUUCUUAAUGGGAAUUUCAGUGUAACACUUCUGAUUAAUAGAAUGAAGAUAAAGAAGGAUUAAACAAAUGUAUACAUUGAAA